Gavia stellata (red-throated loon) is the source of this 2500-nucleotide messenger RNA. It is a transcript of the gene ULK3, whose product is annotated as unc-51 like kinase 3. Gene Ontology annotation, molecular function: protein serine/threonine kinase activity; ATP binding. The record is from RefSeq and is a predicted model, not a curated record. Gene Ontology annotation, biological process: autophagy; peptidyl-serine phosphorylation; protein autophosphorylation. The transcript is spliced from 16 exons. Gene Ontology annotation, cellular component: autophagosome; cytoplasm. The coding region runs from base 1 to 1407 and encodes 468 amino acids. NCBI's taxonomy places the organism in Eukaryota, Metazoa, Chordata, Aves, Gaviiformes, Gaviidae.
AUGGCCGGGACCGGCUGGGCCCCGCCGCGCCUGGACGAGUUCAUCCUCACCGAGCGGCUCGGCGCCGGCACCUACGCCACCGUCUACAAGGCCUACAGGAAGAGGGACACGCGCGAGGUGGUGGCCGUCAAGUGCGUGAACAAGAGGAGCCUCAACCGGGCGUCGGUGGAGAACCUGCUGACGGAGAUCCAGAUCCUGAAGACCAUCCGCCAUCCGCACAUCGUGGAGCUCAAGGACUUCCAGUGGGACAGCGACCACAUCUACCUGAUCAUGGAGUUCUGCGCCGGGGGGGAUCUCUCUCGCUUCAUCCGGAUGCGCAGGAUCCUCCCGGAGAAGGUGGCCCGCAUCUUCCUGCAGCAGCUCGCCUGCGCCCUGAAGUUCCUCCACGACCGCAACAUCUCCCACCUGGACCUCAAGCCGCAGAACAUCCUCCUGAGCGCCCCGCAGAACCCCCAGCUGAAGCUGGCAGACUUCGGAUUUGCGCAGCACAUGUCGCCGUGGGACGAGAAGCACGUUCUGCGGGGCUCCCCGCUCUACAUGGCCCCCGAGAUGGUGUGCCGCCAGCAGUACGACGCCCGGGUGGACCUGUGGUCAGUGGGCGUCAUCCUUUACGAAGCGCUUUUUGGGAGGCCACCCUUCGCCUCCCGCUCCUUCGCCGAGCUGGAGGAGAAGAUCCGCAGCGACCGGGCUGUCGAGCUGCCCAGCCGGCCCCUGCUCUCCCCGGAGUGCCGGGAUCUCUUAGGACAGCUCUUGGAGAGGGACCCUUUGAAACGCAUCUCCUUCGAGCGCUUCUUCGCCCACCCUUUCGUGGAUAUGGAGCACGUCCCUGGGCCCGAGAGCCUCUGCAAGGCGACCGACCUGGUGGUGGAGGCGGUGAAGAAGGAUCAGGAGGGGGACGCCUCCGCCGCCCUCUCCCUUUACUGCAAAGCCCUGGAGUAUUUUGUGCCAGCUCUGCACUAUGAAAGCGAUGCUCGCCGGAAAGAAGCCAUCCGGGCCAAGGUGGGGCAGUACAUCUCCCGAGCGGAGGAGCUGAAGGCGUUGGUCACCUCCAGCAGCAAGAGCCUCCUGCAGCAAGGGAACCCGGCCAGAGAGAUCCUUAAAGAGAUGGCCAAGGACAAGCCUCAGCUCUGCGCUGCGCUGGAAAUGGCUUCUGCCGCCAUCGCUAAGGAGGAAGAAGGCAAAGAUGACGGUGACACCCUGGAGCUCUACCAGCAGAGCCUGGGGGAACUGCUGCUGCUCCUGGCCGCGGAGCCUGCGGGGAGGCGACGGGAGCUCCUCCAUGAGGAGAUCCAGACCCUGAUGGCCCGAGCUGAGUACCUGAAAGAUCAGAUGAAGAUGCGAGAGGCACAGUCCAUGGGCAAGGAGGCGCUGGCAGAGCCCGUCCGGAGCGCCUGUACCUUGCAGUGAUGCCCAGGAGCCAGCCGGUGUGAUGCUGCUCACCGCCCCGGCACUGCCCUGCAAAGAGAUGCCGUUGGCGGGGUGGAGGAAAGACAAAGCUUUCGUCCCGACCGCAUCGCGGUGACCACCUUGGGGGCUCACCCUUGGGCUUCCACCCCCGGAGGGUCCCACGGGUGGGUCCACAGGGCCAUCUGCCCCUCUCCCCGGGCGCCGGCGUCAGCUCAUUUCCCGGCAGGCGGAGUCCCCUCCCAGCCCUGCCUCGACCGUCUGCUGCCGCAGCCUCCCCUGGCCACGGCGGGCGGGUUAUUCCACUCUAAUUCCCUCCGCUGCCUGCGACGGGUUGGGUAUUUUUAUCCUGGCACCGGCCUCUGGCGGAAUAUCCCCCCUGCCAGUCGCGUACGUCUCUUGCCUUUUCGGCUGGAUGUUUCUUCCACCUCCCGAAUUCUUUUGGGGGAGCCCCGAGCGUCUGCGCAGCCCGGACCCACAAAACCCCGCCGGUAGCUGCAGGCUGUUGGUGACGGCAGCAGGCAGGGGGUCGGGAACGCCGCCUGCGCCUGCCCUCCGCUGUGCCUUUCUCACCCAGCAACUACCUCUCUGCGCCCACCGCCGCUCGCCCAGCCGCAAGCACCCGGUUGCACUGUCCCAGCCCAGCCGUACCUCCCUCUCGCUGCUGGAGCAUCGGGGUCGAGGCUUUUGCUUCCUAAACCUGCCUGCACUGGAGUCUGGCGGGUACUGACUGCGUUCGUCAUUUGUGUCAUGAGGUGUUACCGGUGCUCAGCAGGGACUAAUUGAUGGCACGUGCUCCUCCGCGGGUAUAGUCGUCGAAUAAAACAGAUGAGCAGAAAUCAAUCACCUUCAGGGAGAGAGUCGCGCGGCUGCAAACAGCGAUACCUCCCCGAAGGCAGAGCCUGGGCCUCCUGCCUGCUCUGCUCCUCAGGGCUCUGACAACCCAAACAUCCAAAUUCUAUUCCCAGCCCCGCAGAAGUCACUCACCGGGGUGGUGACGUCCGCCUGUCCUGCAAAGCGAGGGACUUUUCUCAAAAUCUACUGUAUUUCAAGGGAAUGUAAUUUAUUGUCUUUAAUAAACACUUAUUUUGUGUUC